AUGGGUCCCCCACCGAUACCUGCACCGGGCCUCCCAACGGCAACACCUAUAUUAGGAGGAAAUGACUUUGCAAUGCCGCCCUGGGACGUUGAUCUCGCAAUGGACACGGACGAGGAAGAUAGACUCGCGGAGGGAAUGGCGUGUUUCCAGGCGCGGGAGUUCGCAAGGGCCAGUCACAUCUUGAAGACGAGUAAGACGCCGAGAGGUCGAUUCUUGACAGUAUACAGUCGGUACCUCGCCAGUGAGAAGCGUGCCAUACAGGACCAUAACAAACUUGACGGUACAAGAAUGCAGCCAGCGGUACCGCUGAACAAGGACCUCGUAGAGCUCUUUGAAACAUUGACGGGUUUCAAGAUGGACAGUGAUCCGUGGAUGCUCUUCCUGAAGGCUUUGCUACUAUCCCGAUUGAGCCGCCGCGCUGAAGCACUCGAACAAUGCAUCCUCUCACUCAAACUUUACUUGUGGAAUUGGUCCGUCUGGAUUCUGAUGAGCGAUCUCAUCAAGGAUGCCGAAGAGUUGUCGAGGAUAUUCCCAUUGAUCCCCGUGCAUUCAACGCACCCGCUGAUACAGCUCUUCCAAAUACGUACGCUCAAUGUGAUGCAUCAACCGACGGACAAUGAGCUGGGGUUGUGUGAUCGUUUGGUUGGGGCGGAUUUCUUCCCGAAUAGCCUGUGGGUCAUGAGCCUCAGGGCAUGUGUCUUGUACCACUUGCACGAUUUUGGCCAGGCAGAACAGCAAUUCCAGAAGAUCCUCGCGCGCGAUCCAUAUCGAAUUGAUGACAUCGACAUCUAUUCCAACAUCCUCUACGUAACAGAGAACCGCCUUCAACUCUCGAAACUCGCGCACGACUUCCUAGCUAUCGACAAAGACCGCCCUGAAGUUUGCUGUCUCGUCGGCAACCACUACUCAUUGAGAGCGGAACAUGAGAAAGCGAUCAAGUACUUCAAGAGGGCAACGGAUCUCGACAGAACGUAUCUGAGCGCUUGGACGUUGAUGGGCCAUGAGUAUGUCGAGAUGAAGAAUUCGCAUGCGGCUAUCGAGGCGUAUAGGCGCGCUGUUGACUGCAACCGCAAAGACUAUCGUGCCUGGUAUGGCCUGGGACAGGCGUAUGAGCUUUUGAACAUGCAUCAAUAUGCGUUGUACUACUACCAACAUGCUACUGCGCUACGGCCAUACGAUGUUCGCUUAUGGCAAGCGCAAGGUGCGAGCUAUGAAGAGAUGGGCCGACCACAAGAGGCGAUCGAAUGCUUCAAGCGGGCUUUGCUAGGCGCAGAUGCGAACGAGGUCACGAUAGACCUCAAGAUCGCGAAGCUGCACGACGACUUGGGACAAUAUGCCGAAGCCGCAUCAUACCAUAUGCGCGUCAUCGACCUAUCUGCCGCAGCCCUCAAACCCGUGGCAGAGUACGCACGUUCAUGCAUAUACAUUGCCAAGCACCACCUCUAUCAUGGCGGCGACGAUUUUGAGACAGCCCGUUCACUGGCCGAGAGCGUAGCGAAGAGCAACUCGGAGCACGCGGACGCGGCGACGGACUUGAUGAAGAGAAUAGUGCAUGAGAUACACCAACGGCGGAUGAGGGACAUUCACGAGCAAAAUCAACGUCUACAAAGACUAAAUACGCGCGAUGCUGCCACCCUGCACCUUGUCCAGUAA
Peniophora sp. CBMAI 1063 is the source of this 1653-nucleotide messenger RNA. Lineage: Eukaryota; Fungi; Basidiomycota; Agaricomycetes; Russulales; Peniophoraceae. The record is from the annotation of a GenBank genome assembly.